Messenger RNA from Vigna umbellata (rice bean), 1075 nucleotides. Its product is annotated as lignin-forming anionic peroxidase-like. Gene Ontology annotation, biological process: hydrogen peroxide catabolic process; response to oxidative stress. Lineage: Eukaryota; Viridiplantae; Streptophyta; Magnoliopsida; Fabales; Fabaceae. Gene Ontology annotation, molecular function: peroxidase activity; heme binding. The record is from RefSeq and is a predicted model, not a curated record.
UUUAUUCUUAAGUAUCAAUCAGUUCCUUUCUUCUUUUGAGUGCUAGUUACACUUACACAUAUUCAAUUCAUAUUUAACCUUCCAAAAAACAAGACAAAUUCAUGGCACAUAGAAAUCCAAGCAUAGGUUUUGUUGUCACUACGUUGGUGUUGUUAGCCACAGUAUGUGAUGCACAAUUAUCUUCUAAGUUUUAUGACAGUACAUGUCCCAAUGCACUUUCCACCAUCAGAACUGUCAUUCGUACUGCAGUUUCUAAGGAACGCCGAAUGGCUGCUUCUCUUAUUCGUCUUCAUUUUCACGACUGCUUUGUUCAGGGUUGUGAUGCAUCGAUUUUGCUUGAUGAUAGCUCCUCCAUCGAAAGUGAAAAGACUGCACUUCAGAAUGUUAACUCAGUAAGGGGAUUUAGCGUCAUCGAUCAAGCAAAAACUGAGGUGGAGAAAGUUUGUCCAGGAACUGUAUCAUGUGCAGACAUUUUAGCAGUAGCUGCUCGUGAUGCAUCAUUUGCUGUGGGUGGUCCAUCAUGGACUGUGAAACUUGGAAGAAGAGAUUCUACCACAGCAAGCAAAAGUGAAGCUACCAGUGACCUUCCACUUUUCACAGACGAUCUUGACAUUCUUAUUUCUAGAUUCGAAAAGAAGGGACUCACUGCAAAAGACAUGGUUACUCUGUCUGGUGCUCACACAAUUGGGCAAGCUCAAUGUUUCACAUUCCGUGGAAGGAUUUACAACAAUGCAAGUGACAUUGAUGCUGGAUUUGCAAGCACUCGUCAACGAGGUUGUCCAUUAGUUGUCAAUGAAGAUAAUGACAAGAAAUUGGCAGCACUUGAUUUGGUGACACCUAAUUCAUUUGACAACAACUACUUCAAGAAUUUGAUUCAGAAGAAGGGUCUUCUUCACUCAGAUCAAGUUCUAUUCAGUGGAGGUUCUACAGACUCUAUUGUGUCCGAAUACAGCAAAAAUCCUACAACGUUUAAAUCUGACUUUGCAGCUGCUAUGAUCAAAAUGGGAGAUAUUCAGCCUUUAACCGGUUCAGCUGGAAUUAUCAGAAACAUUUGCAGUUCUAUCAACUAAGUUCA